Messenger RNA from Asterias rubens (European starfish), 6638 nucleotides. RefSeq lists its product as uncharacterized. Bases 810 to 6638 code for a protein of 1942 amino acids. Gene Ontology annotation, biological process: G protein-coupled receptor signaling pathway; cell surface receptor signaling pathway. Gene Ontology annotation, cellular component: membrane. Gene Ontology annotation, molecular function: G protein-coupled receptor activity. Lineage: Eukaryota; Metazoa; Echinodermata; Asteroidea; Forcipulatida; Asteriidae. The record is from RefSeq and is a predicted model, not a curated record. The transcript is spliced from 8 exons.
UCAGACCAUUCUUUAGACCACAGCGAGACUCUGCUGCUGGAGAUACUAGACUAGACUGUACAGCAAUAAACUCUGGAGAAAAAGACUAUACACACACUCUUCCAUGACGGAUAGACUGUUCAUGCAUAGAUUAGAGGGAAACCAUUCUCUAUACGGCAGAAUGGAACUGUGAUGAUCAUUUAACUUGAUUACUUCAAAUGAAAAUAUAAAUUCACUGCUGUGUGGUGAAUCUGACUUCCUCCUUAUACGCCGUGCCUUAGUCUUGAAAGGAUCGUAAAUGCUUGUCAUUUCGUCUUUCGGGCUUUCUUCCUCCAUAUGGGCGUGUGAACUGUGUGUGGUGGUGCAUGCUGAAAGGCCAAGAAACUAUACAGGUUGCAUGCGUCACACUCGUAAAGUCACAAUGCUUCUUGCAGGGAGCCACUUAAUUGUAGUUUGAUUGAACCGUCACACCGUCAGUGUUGGAGCAUGGUUGGAGUAGGUUGUUGUGAUCAUAGAGUAAGGUGUGAUUUUGUACCUCGAGCUUUCAAGUCCCCGAUAUCAUCUACCACAUGCCAGACCCUUUAUUCUCUUCGUGCUUGGGUAUACAAUAAAACUACGAAAACUAAGUGUUUAUUUGCUGUCAAUGCAUAAUAACAAGUCAACUACGCUAAACAGAAGAAUACAAUGCAUAUACCUUCUGUGUACGUGCCAUACGUGGUGGGACGUGUAGAUUGAAAACAGUCACUGCACCACACGUGUGCACACACAUCAUUCGGUUGCCAGAACCAGUUGUUAUUUUCCACCUCGUAGCUACUCAGUGGUGUGUGUUUAUGAUGUCGGGCCACAGGAUCUUAAGCGCACCAGAGAUAUGUCUUUUUCUUCAUAUCUUACUUGGUGGGUUGUCAUCUAGCCUUGGUCCGGCUGGUAUAUCAGCAGCCUUCAACUCCUACUUCAACCCAACUACCGAUGACUACGACAUGAGCUAUAACUACGACUACGACUCCCAGUACUACUUUUCCCCUCCUAAUAACGUUCGCGUUGUCACUGUUAGUAAUACAUCCGUGGGGCUUUGUGAUCCACACUUCUGUGAUAGCUCUUACUGUGGAGAAAAACAACUUUGCAGUUGCGAUCCAGAGUGUUCACUCUAUGGAGACUGCUGUUUCGAAUACUCCACUGGGGAGUGUGCUGAGAAGGCGCCACCUCGCGACGAUACUUGGAGAUCCACUCUAACGCCGCAGAGUUUCUCUUGCAUUUUACCGACCAACAAAUCAACCAGCUAUCUCUAUGUGAGUUCAUGUCCAAAAGACACAGCUGACACACAGACGGCUGUUCAAUGUGAGAACCCAGACCAAGACGACGUUUUUGCUACAAUCCCAUGCUAUGGAACGAACAAUGGCCUCCACUACCGCAAUAUAUAUUGCGGUCUGUGUCAUGGGGAAGAUCAGAGCGACUUAAUACCGUGGGAAAUUUAUGUGGAGUGUUCAGACCAACCCUUGUAUGCUGAACUUGCGUCUGAACUUCUGCAAAGCUCCAUCGCAAACCUUAAGCGGGUCGAAACCGAACUCGGCUGUGAUGUUCUUUACCUCAAACCAUAUGACAUCAAUAACACGAUGGCUUAUCCACGUGGUUGUUACCCGAAUGUCAUACGUCAUUGUCCAACAGAAGAGGACGUCCUCACCGACGCGUGUGAGUCGUACACAGCACUCACCGAGACUAAUCUUGGUGGACAACUGUUUCGGAAUCCGCACUGCGCUCUGUGUAAUCUCCCGAACGGACCGGACCGGAACGAAUCUGCAACAUACUGCCUUGGUGUUUUUCCCGUGUUCUAUCUGAGUGGUUUAAUUGACGUAUUAAUUGAUGAUGGUGGAUUGGGAACGGGAGUAACAUACCCCCCGAUAACAGGUGGUCGAGGUCCACCUCCUCUCUCGAUCAUCUUUAAUUUCCGAUCCGACAGCAAGGUGACAAUCCUCAGAGAGAAUGAGAUCUUGAAGGCAGAAACAGUGGAAUGUUCUGUUAAUGAAGUUUACGACCCUUUUGUCUCAAAGUGUCGCAAACUGUCAUGCGCAGCAGGUUAUAUCAUCAAAGGUGGCCAAUGUGUGCUUGAUUAUGCGUCCAUGACAUCGGGACCAGCAUGUGGAGGCGGUGACGAUGACAUUGAUGUCGCGGUGACUGUCACUUUCGGUGACAAGUGCCAAGGUGAACUACCGGAUGUACUCGCAGCUGGUGUUCAGCCUGAGGAUGUUCGACAAUGUCUUGAAGAUUUUACAAAACUUGGCCAGGGUCUUACACUCGUCACACCAUCAUCCCAGUCUACAGAUUGCCCAGGGCUAUCACGUUUAUAUUUUCAAGCCAAGGAAAGUAGUCAAACAUUGAGUGGCCACAGGAGAAUCCUAGAGCUGUCACUGCCAGUAGAUAAAUCUCCAUUGUGUUCGAUGUUUAACGUUAGCAAGGCAUGGACUAUAGAGCUUGAGCAGCAAUGUGAGAACAUGCUGACUGAGAACUGCUCCGCUGAUUGGAGGAUAGUCGGUGACGAGUACGCCCUCUCUAUUCAGAACAGUACAACCUUUGUGUACGUAAACGCAUCUGAGACGUGGUACACCUUGAAUCAGACGAUAAUACGAGCCAGCUUCAAAAGGCGGGAAAAUUCUUUUGAACAUUUUACCGUGUUGGAGAUCUGCGCUGACACGACGCUAUCUUGCCCUCUGGAAACUUUCAACUCUUCUCUUUUCCAGGACGACGAAAACAAAACGGGGGUAUUAACUUACACUCCAACAGGAGAUAGAUUCAUGAAAGACGAGUACAUAAGGUUAGAAAACGGAUAUAUACAAGUGUGUUCCUUUAACGAGAAAAAUGGUACACAGAACAAAACUUCUGUGGUAAAUUUUUUCGCUUUCUCCACACUGCAGCAAGGCUUGAGCCUCGUUGGCAAUAUCAUAUCGAUGGUUGCUGCAGCGGUGACAUUUGCUACGUAUUGUCUCUUCAAGGAGCUCCGUAAACGCAUCAGUGUAGCCAUCAUGGGACUGGUAGCCAGUCUCUUCAUGGCGCAGUUAUUGUUUCUUCUAAGUGGCUCAGCAACCAUCAAUCCGGCUGCUUGCACCGCUGUGGCUUUCUUAGGCCACUUCUUCUGGUUAUCAGCAGUCCUCUGGACCAGCGUCUUGGCAUUUGACCUUCACCAAACAUUCGCCUACCGAUCCAGACUACAAAGGGUUGAAGGUGGCGUGCGAGUUAUAGUUCUUCAACUUCUGUUUACUGUUUGUGUUGCCAUGGGAAUCGUGUUGCCAUGCCUGGUGAUCCAUCUGUGUGACUGCACUGAUAUACCUCUAUGGUAUGGCGAUGAGAAUGUGUGUUGGAUUGGCAAUGGAUAUACCAACCUGAUAGCCUUCGGGCUUCCAAUUGGUGUAAUUGUAUUCGUGAACAUUGUCUUGUUUAGCUUCACCGUGCGUGGAAUUCGCUUGACGAAGAAGCAAACUAAAAUGGCUCUAUCAACUGAUCUGUCUGAUGCCCAGAGAACAAGAGAGGAGCUUCUUAUAUAUGCGAAGAUCUCCAGUUUGAUGGGUUUUACGUGGAUCUUCGGGUUUGCAGCAGCAUUCAGUGACCUAGCCGCUCUUUGGUACAUCUUCAUCAUUCUCAACUCCUGUCAAGGUCUCCUCAUCUUCCUCUCCUUCAUCUGUAAUAAGAAAGUCUGGUCUCUCUGGAGAAACCUCAUGCGGCGUGGCGAAUCGCGUAGUGGGUAUGGGUCCCAGACGCCAUCAUCUCGCGCAAUGCUCAAGUCCAAAAAUGACAGCAAUAAGACAUCGGGGACUCGAACAACAAAUAUCAAAAGUCCAAACCAAUCAGAAGCGACGGACGGGUGUCAGCGGAUCAGUCUACAAUGGGACAACAUUACUAGACUCUCAUCCACCUUGGAUUUGUCACAAAUGAUCCGACCAUCCAAAAGUGCAGACGUGGUUCCAGUCUGCAAUCCUAGUCAUGUAUGCAGCCUUGAUAAACCAGACCCUGACGCCUCCCCAGACUCUAUCCCCGGAUGUUACUGCGACGAUGCUUGUGAAUACUUUGACGACUGUUGUUACGACUACGAAAAGGGGUCAAGAGUCAAUCAUUCCCAUUGGUUGUUAGAGAACCCUAACCCGAAGGUUGCUAGUAUAUCAAGGAGCAGUUUUAUCUGCAGGUUCUUAGGUUCGCCUAGAAAAAAAGCUUUCAGUUUCGGGUAUUGGUUGGUCAGCUUCUGUCCGGGGCAGGCUCCUGAAUUUCUUCGGCACCUCUGUGAACACCCUUCUGAUUCUGACCUAUACUUGCAGACUCCUGUCACAAGUUCAGUAAGCAACAUCUCAUACAAGAAUAUCUUCUGCGGACUCUGCCAUGGUGAAGAUGACGCACUACUGGGUUUAUGGAAGAUUGAUAUAAAGUGCUCCACUCAAUUCCAUGAAUUGUUGAAAAUUAAAUUUCAAGAGGACGGAGUUAUUGACUACAAGAAUUUGUCCACAUCUUGCAAUGUUAAAUUCCUUCCUUUAAACACCACUCUGACCAGGAUAUGCUUUCCCUUUGCUAUCACCAACUGCACGACAGAAAGUGAUAUGGGUGAGGCAUGCGCCUCAUACACGGCGAUUACAAUAACGGCAUCGGACCCCUGGCAAAUCUAUAAGAACCCACACUGCGCUUUGGAAUGUGGCGUCAAUAUCACAGUUGAUGAAUAUACUUGCAAAAUAUUAUUAAACCUUUCACCACCUGAAUUGGAGGAAUCCGGUAGUAUGUUGCCCUCAUUCUCGAUGCUGGUUGACUUUAACAGUUUCAAGUUGGUUACUUCUGAAAAUGUUGUGACUACAACGUACUGUCCCAGCCACUUUGUCUUUGACCCAACUGCGAAUCGGUGCCGAUAUGUAUCGUGCCCAUCGGGUGGUUUGAUGGAAAACGGGCAAUGUGUUCAAUCAUUUGGUUUAAAUGACACGGUGCCCAUGUUAGAAUUCCGGAUUGUGGUUAAACUACAAGGGGAGGUCACCUGCAAUGCGAGUACAACGUUGAAAUCGUGUCUGAUUGAUCCGCUUCUACAGGCCAUGGGUGAACCCUUACACAAAGAUAGUAUUGAAGGCGAUAUUGAAGACAAGACAACUUGUUGGCAAAAUGGCGGUUCAGAAGUGUCUCAUGAGUUUACCAUUCCAUCAGAAAUUACUUUGCAAACGAGAACAGCGAGCAUUUUUCAAGAGGCAAUUGAUGUUCUCAAAGAAUCAAGGCAAGGUUUUCUGAGGUGUAUCAAUCUGGCGGCUGGGGUUGUUUUACAUUCUGUUGCCAUUGUAAAGUGUUACUCUCCAACGUGUGAUGUCAGACACACCGAUCCAGAUUUGUGUUCUACGAGUUGGUUGUAUUUCACCCAAGACGCCCCCUACAUGAAUGAUACCUACUAUGGUUUUUUGUAUGCCAAUGACACGUGGUUUUCACACAGGCAGACGAUAUUUGACACAAGGUACUUUUGGCGCCAAACUACCGCCACUUUUGAGAGAGGGGGCACGCACGUGCAGAUAUGUGACGGUCAGAAACUGACUUGCGCAUUCGCCACUCUGAGUGCGUCACUGUUUAGACCAAUCACCACUGAGCAUGCUAAUGACUCAUUAGAAUACCUCCCAUCUGGAGAAAAGAUCGAUCCCAAUAGUUAUUCAAUUCUUCGAAAUGGCAGUGUUCAGAUGUGUUUGGAUUACGACAGGAAUGGAACUUUGAACAAAACUAUUGAGAAAGCACACUUUUCCCUUGUCCAGCAGAUCAUGUCUGUGGUUGGUUGCUCCUUGUCGAUGACCCUAGCCACAGCGACCUUCGUGACAUACUUGAUUUUCCCAAGUCUAAAGAAUAACAUUCACUGCCCCUUGAUGAACCUCACUGCAUCGUUAGUUCUCGCUUACCUGAUGUUCAUGUUGAGUUCUGUGGCCACCAGAUGGAACGACAUUCUGUGUAUACUAGUGGCAUUCUUCGGACAUGUUUUCUGGUUGAUGACGUCCACGUGGUCUAACAUCAUAGCCUUCACUCUGAAUCAUGCCUUCGCUUCGAAGGGUGUUCAACUCCCAGGUGAGAAGAUCACAGCGAAACAACUGCUGUUCUACUAUCUGUACGCUUGGGGUGUCCCGUGUUUAGUUGCCGUUCCAUGCCUGUUCAUCGAUACCAUGUAUCAGUCCACAUCAGAAGUCAACACCGAAGGGCUGUUUAGGUAUCGUGGUGAUACUUUCUGCUGGGUGGAAGACCCGUACCAACUGCUAUACUCCUUCACACUCCCACUAGCUGCACCCCUUUUGCUCAAUGUUGUUCUGUUUGCUCACACUGUGUACGGGAUCCGUAAGGCUAAGAUGCAAUCGAAGAUGGCGAGGGGAGAUGCAUCCAGGAUGAAGCAAGCUAUGGAAGAACUACCCAUCUAUCUUAAGAUCUCCAGCCUGAUGGGAUUCGCCUGGCUUUUUGCAUUCCUAGCAAAGCUCACCUCCUCACUGGUCAUACUGUACAUCUUCAUCAUCCUCAUCUCCUCGCAGGGAGUGGUAGUCUUCAUCUCAUUCUGCUGUAACUCAAGAGUCUAUUCUUUGUGGAAGGGGGCCCUCAGAAGUAAAAUACAAACUAUAUUACACUUUCAAACAGGGAGAACAAAGGAAGGAGGAGCCAAGUUUCUUGCAGACAAUAAGACGCCGUAG